ACCGCGGACGAGCCGGAGUGCGGGAAACGCGGUCGCGUUUUGCAGUACCGCCGACAGAUUCGCACCGAGUAGUCCGAGUGUCCGUUCCCAAACGGGAGAUACAACCACGGGGGUAUCAGAAAAAAAAAGAAGAGAGGGGGAACCGAUUGAGCGCGGGUGGACCGCACUUCGCGUGACCUUGGUGCGCGCGACACUUCGCGUCUUCCUCGGGAGUAUAACAAAGAAGAAUCGGUGCCCCUUCCGGGUGCAGAAGGUUCGGUGAACCCUGCGCCGCGCGGGGUCGCGAAGUCUACGGUAUAAUAAAAUCCCCCGACCUCGAUUCUGCGUCUCGAAUCUGCCCGCGUUUCGAACCCGCGCUCUCACUCUCUCCGUGAGACAUCCGCGCGUACACCAUCCGAGAUAAUGUGACAUUACAGUGACGGAGGGAAAACAAAAACCCCCGGGAUAAAACCGAGAUAAAGCAAAAACAUACACACAACAAGUUCGGUGCGUGCACGACGAGAACGCGCGAGGGAAAACAGGGUUGUGCAACGCGAGGAAGGUUGCAACGGCGGGUAACGCGAGAGUAUGCGCGAGUCCUGGUAGCACCGGCUGGAGGAUGAACGGGGCAACGACGGAGGAUUAUUAUCAUUAGGUUGGAAGGAAGCGGCGAGAGAGACAGCGGUGCAGAGACCGGGUGUUGUUCCAUGCGAUGUCAGUGGACCCGUCGUCGGGGACAGUUACGUCGUCGUCGCCGUCGUCGUUGUCAUCGUGAACAACAUGCGGAGAUCCUCCUACGUUAACUACUACGUCCUGUGCCUCGUGUGCUGGAUCCUACUAGGUAUCACCGGAGUGAGUACGAGAUCUCAUUCGUUGGUGAAGAGGUUCGACGGGAUUUACACGGGGCCUUACUUCGACUCGAACACUCCAACGAAUAUCACAGCGCAGUUGGGCACUCAUGCCUACUUACCGUGCAAAGUGCGGCAACUCGGCAACAAAUCAGUUUCCUGGAUCAGAAGGAGGGACUCGCAUAUCCUCUCGGUGGAUAGAACCAUGUUCAUCCCGGACGAAAGGUUCCAAGCAAUCUCCGGAGAGGCGGACACGUGGACGCUGCAGGUGAAGUACGUACAAGCGCGCGACGAAGGCGAGUACGAGUGCCAAAUCUCGACGGAUCCGAAGAAGAGUCACAUCAUCAAGCUCAACAUCGUCGUGCCAAAGAUCGAGAUCUUGGGGGACCGUGACAUGUACGUCAAGACCGGAAGUACAGUCGCGAUACGAUGCGUGAUAAAGCAGUCCCUCGAGGGUCCGUUCUACGUCUUCUGGUACCACGAGGGAGAUCGCAUUCUGACUUACCAGCUGAACAAGAUCGACAUUCAGACGAAGAGAAUGGAUCAGGACACGGUGAGCAGCCUCGUGAUCCAUAACGCGAAACGAGACGACUCGGGUAACUAUACUUGCAGCCCGAGUAACCUGGAUAGCGCGAGCGUGCAGCUGCACGUGCUAAACGGGGAACAUCCCGCAGCGAUACAGAGAAGCAUCAGCUCGGCACCGGGCGGUUAUCCCGCUUUGUGGUGGCUCGCGGGCGUGAUGACACUGCACUCGAGUUACAGUAAUCGCCUGUUCGUCGUCGCUUUUCUGAUCGUUAUGGUACUCAUCCUGGAAAAUCCAUCUUACUUUGUGACGGUACGAUAAUCAGGCAAGACCUGGGAGGAUGAUUGGUAUACGUAUAAAUCGAUUAUCUCCUGCUACGAGACCCCGACUACCUCGAGAGAAGAGAUCCUCGACGUUGCAAGACCGACGAUUCCCGGAGGAAGAGACGAAGAACAAAAAAAAAAACUAAAACGAAGGAGGGCGAUAGGAUUAAGUAAAAGAUUGGAGAGCGAUGGGAGAGGGAAUGAGAGAGAUCGGAUAGUGAGAAGAGAGAAUAACGAUUCCCCCCGAAAGGAAGGUAGUGUAUCUUUUUUCUUCGUGAGCGCGAAGUACGAGUUAUAGAAGAAGAAGAAGUUCAUCUCGAAUUAUCGAGACAGUGAUCCGGCCGUUAGAAAUUUUAGGGAUUAGUUAAUUAUACGAAUUCUUGUUGAAUUGUGCUGCGAGACCUAUACGUAUCGGGUGAGAGAAGAGUCACGAAAAUCCUGACGUUGUCGAAAAAAAUUUUAUGUCGAGCUUGAAUAACGGGCGAUUUGUGAACGCGGUCGAUCAUUUAUCUUCGACAUGAAGAUCGGCAAAGUGAAAAAUUUUACAAUUGCGAAACUAUUUAUUGAAAUAUAUAUAUAUACAUAUAUAUAUAUAUAUAUAUAUAUAUAUGCACAAAGAAAUAACUUUGUCUAACUGAAAGCAGUUAGACGAAACGAAUCUCCGCCUGCAUCGAAGAAAUUUGUAAUAAGAAUAAUUCCGAGUUUGUUCACAUUUCCAAUCGUCUCUUUAAGAGAAUAAUUCGCUUCGAGCCACACUUUCUAAAUUGUUUCACGUACUUCCCGUCUGUCGGCCCGACAACAAGGAAGGUUACAAAAUCUCAAGGAAGAGAAAAACGCUAUAAAAAAAAAAAAAAAAAAAAACGCGCUAUCGCGAUUGCGAGAUCCUGUCGCGAGGGCGUUGAGUGGUUUCGUAGCGUCCGUAAUAGGAACAAGAAAGCGCGAUAACGUGACAAAAAAUAUAGAAAAAAAGCCGAGAAAUGAGAACGAAAGAACGGGAAGAGAAAAGAAAAGGGUCGCAGAGAGAAAGGAAGUUUAUAAGAGAAAGAAACUACCGCGUGCGAGAGAGAAAGACGAAAGGGGAAAAAUAAGCACUGUUAAAAACACUUCGUCCGCGCCACUCGAAUAGAAUUGAAACUUGUUCGAUGAGAAUUUUCGAAAUGCGAUGUGAUUAAUUAUAUUCGAUAGCGACCGAUUAUCACAGAAGCGUGUCUAUACUCGACGUACGAUACCAUGUACGACUUCGGGAUCGUUUUGAGACCGAACGAUCUCGGCCGUUGUCAUUUCGACGAUUCGCCGAUAUUUUGCGCCGAAAGCAAUAUAAAAGAUAUUUUGAAAAUAUUUUUAGUUUACCGACCACAGCGAGAGCGACUCUAUUCUCUGUAAUCGAGACUAAUUGUAGUUGAAAAGUGAAGAAUUAAAAAAAGACAAACGAGAAAGCACAGAAAACUCAAGGAGGGCUUUUAUUGGCUGACAAAACCCGUCGACGUUUAUUGCUGCUAACAAUAACGUGGUCGUAUUCCAAAUGCAGCUACAUUUGAUCCGAAGAGAAAAGAAUUCAUAUCAAACGACAUCUCGCCAUAUCAAAUAUCCACAGAGUCGCGAUAAUCUCGCGAUUUCGGCGCAGAAAGAAACGAGCGGUUGAGAAAUAAUUUAUUAAAGCCGUUUAAGUUCUCUCUUUUGCACGAAGAGAGGACGUUUUGCGCGUCCGAAGUUUAUCGAUCGGAAAUAAAAACAAAACGAGAUAUCGCGACGACGAAAAAAACCGAUCACUGCCUUUUAUAAAUAAAUAAAAUACCUGACCCGUUCCAAAGGCGAUGAGCGUCUCGAGACGAUCUCCGUAAGAAAACAAUCUUGGUACUAAAACGCAUUGAGUAUACACACGCCGAUCGAAAUAUAUACGAUACACCCGUACAUGCGCAGAAACUGAUUCGUCGCGGGUCGCAUCGUGCGGACCGACGCAUUUUCCACUGACUGCUCCUCUAUGCGUCGCGUCUCAAUGUCGUGGAAAUACCGUGAUUUUUUUGUAAAAGACGAAAAAAAGAAAAACAGAAGUCUCGAAAGACUCUUUUAGAAAUUCAAAGGAGAGAUUUGUACACCUCUAGUGGUAUUUGCACAAAAAACAACCUUAAUACUCUCAUAAAAUACCAUUUUUAUUCUCUUCUCUCGAGAAGUUCUUCAGACUACAACUCCCCCGUUUUUAUCGCCCUGUUUUUUAUCGCGCGAUUAUUCGUCUUCUAAAGACCGCCUGUUUUUUACAAAAUUUGUAAAAAAAAAAAACAAAAAAAAACAAAACGUAAUACAUUCGUAACGAAACAAUUUCACACACGUGUUCCAAGUCCCGAUUCGAUUCUCGUGUUCGAUGCAUUUUUUAUGACUCAUUAAUAAUAGACAAAAAGAUACUUUUUGGUAGAUAUUUUUUGAUAGAGAUUAGCGUUAUUUCCACGAUAAGUUCUGACCCUCUGAGCAUGAUCGGUUGUGCGGAAUUUAGCGAACGAGCGUACGGCUUUCCGGCGGGCGCCCGCGCGCGCCCCCCGAGAGAAUUUGCUUUUUUCUCGCAAAUACUAGAGAAAUACUGUUUUUUAUAUAAUAUUAUAUAUAUAAAUAAAAAAAAAAUAUAUAAAUAUAUAUACAAACGAACAGAAAAAAAUAUAUAUAUAUGUAUAUGUGUACGCGCGCAAAUACGUUGCACAUGAGCGUUGAAUAUUGAACAAGUUUCAGCUCGCAACGAACGAGGGGCGCAUAUAAAGCGAGCGGAGGAACGUGCGUUCUCGUAGAGAACACUUUUUUCGAAGAAAAAAGUGAAAACUGGAAGAGGUGAGCGCAUGACUGAUUUGAGAAAGAGAGAGAAAGAGAAAAGAGAGAGAAAGAGAAAGAGAGAGAAAAUAAAAAAUACACAGCGUUGAAAAACACGAGGAUAGCGGCAGGAGACGAACGAUUCGUUAGAAUAUCUACGAUUCAUGUGAUUGUAAAUAACGUAACAUAGCAUAUAAAUACCGUAACGUUAAUUAAUGAUAUGCCGUACGUGUUACACUAAAGAAACAAGAAAAAAAAAAUAAACUAAAUAACGUUACUGUGUAAUUUUUCGGAUCGUAAAACACGCAUUGGAAUGAGUCUGGCCGCCCGUGCUAACCGGCUCGGGAAAUCAUGCUCGGUAUCAGAUGGCAAAAAGAGGAAAGAGAAAGAGAAAGAGAGAGAGAGAGAGAGAGAGAGAGAGAGAGAGAGAGAGAGAGAGAAAGAGAGAGAGAAAAGAGAGAAAGAGAGACCGACCGAUGUGAGAGAUACGGCCGCGCGCAAAUGUAUACGAUGCUCCUCAAACACGGAAAUCGUCCAAGUUUUUUUCCAUUCCGAUGAAUAUUCGCGAACACUUGAUAUAUCUCGCGUGAAAGAUAAACGUUGAAAAAUUAGGUUUCGCGUCCGGAUGAACUCACGGAAAAGUGUUUUCCGCAGUGUGUGUUCUCUUGACUCAAUCGUGGAAUUGAGCCGUGGGAAAGGAGAAGAAAUUCACCGAAGGAUCCGGAGGAGGGAAAAGAGGCGCGCCGGAGUGCGUCCGAGUGCGAGGCGGAAAGCGGAGCGCGCGCGCGCGUUCUUCCGUAGCGCGCGCUUGUGGAUAGCACGGGCCGGCCACACGCGACUAGAUGUAACACUAAUUAACGCCUAGCGUAAGAGAAAUAACGGAUAUAAAAAUGCAGAUAUAUUGUCGGACAUAUAAAUAGCCCGGGAGUGGCGACUGUGCGCGGCUCGCGAAUGUGAAACGUACGACUGGAGAGAAGCUUUUCGGCGUGUGUGAAUUUGUUUGCGCGAGAGAGCGACAAAAAGACUGAAAGAGAGAACAGCGCGAAAGGAAAUGAGAGAGUGAGAGGAAACAAGUCACAUAUAAACAUACACACGUACAUAAAUACACACAUACAUAUAUAUACUUGCAUACACACAAGUACACUGAGACAAGUUCGUUGGACUGACGUGAUACCAAAGGCGUUGGUCGAAUGACACGUUUUAAGAUAAAAAGGGUCGAUCGGGGACGCGAUGCCCUACCCUCUUAUAUCGCGUUUACCGUCUCUUCUUCUUCCCGCGCCUCGCGAGGUCACUUUCUAUGAACGCGGAUAAAAAGAGGACUAAAAAACAGUCUUCUGUAUGUGUGUGGUCGUCGUAGCCGCGAUUAAACUUCGCGACGUCUUUUCUAUCUUCUUUUAAUCAGGGCCUCCCUCUCGCGGGGUGGAAGAAGAAACGUAAUUUUGCACUCGUUCCCGUCGCCCUUUUGCUUCACCGCGCGCGCGUGAAAGAGCGAGAGAAAGAGAGAGAGAGAGAGGUAAAGUAAAACAAAGAAGAUAAUGAGACGACGUUUAAUAGGUGGAAGAAAACGCGCUUGGAGAAAAACGGCGUCUUAAGAUCUAAUUCUAACAUCGUCGUAGUGGAAAACAGCAUUGAAUUUUUGUACCAAAAUCUAUUGUAGUUCUUAAAGUGUCGCGUACACUUUUUUCCGUUGCCGCGAGCUUAUAUACUCUAAAUACUUAUUUCUCGGUUCUAUCUAUUGAAACACGUCGCGGGUAAAAAAAAAAAAAAACGCGGGGAGCGAAGCAAAUCUUGCUCAAGAUAUAUCUUUUCGCAGGUUCUUCGGUCGCCGCAUCGAGGCUCCCGGGACGUCACAGUCGAAUUUUCUUCCUCGCAAUUUACACGCUGCGUUCAUACACAGAGAUCAAUCAAUCUCGCGCGCGUUUAAUUUUCUCUCAAGUAAAACUUGUAAUAUAUAGAAUUCGAUAUGUACGAUAUACGCGGUCGCGAAUCGGGAGCUUAAUAUAUAGAGAAUCUCCGUGUUCCCCUGACACGCGCGAGGAAAACGCGCGCGCCGAUUCCCGAGAGUCGCGGUUACGAAUUUUUCGAGGUGAACACUUUGUUUCGAGAGUGAUGCUUGUGUACCGUCCUGACAGUAUGUCGAUGUGCUCUUACGCGUAGAUAACACGAGUUAGAUGUUUUCUCGAGAUAGUAAGCUAUAUGUGUGACAGAAAGUGAAAGAGAGAGAAAGGGAAAAAAAGAUAGCGUUUGAACGAUACGACACUGUCGUCAGAGAGAAAGAGAGAGAGAGAGAGAGAGAUGAAAGACGGACGGGAGAGAAGAACGGUGACCCAGAAAUAGAUCUAUCAGUCGCGGGGGAGGAUUCCAAUUCCGACGUGAUCCAUCCGUGUUGCCGCGCCGUCGAACGAUCUCGAAAAAUUCUUUGUGAAGAACGACAGAGGAUAUCCUAGAAAUCGAUUAUACGCAGUUCUGUACGUAUGUGUGUGUGUGUGUGUGUGUGUGUGUUGUGUGUGUAUGCGUGCGCAAAAAGAGAAACGAGAGAAACAGGUCAGUGGAAAACGAUUUCGAGACGAGCGGCGGAACGAAAUGUUAUCGAGGAGCUUUUUUAGACGCUAUAGAUAUGUCGAAGAUCGUAAAUGGUGCGAGUAAAGCUCUCCGCGAAAAAGAAAUGUAUUGUUGUGAUUUUAACCCACCCGCCGCGCUCUCUUCGGAGAGCCAGUCGUCUUCAUUACGAGACGAGAAAUACGUAUAAAAUAAAUUUUUUGCCCAAGAUAUUUUUGCUCCGUGAAGACGAAAGAAGACACAAGUUCGCGUCUCUUCGUUUCUUUCUCCAAAAGCGAGCGUUUUUAUUUUCUCGCGACGAGAUGGUGGGUUAAAGAAGAGCGAGUGAAAAGGACUAUUUGUUGUCGAUCGACACCCUCGGGACGGUGGAUUACUUCGUUAACGCGUCACCGACGACAUUCACGAGGAAUCGCAUCGUGCGACUCAAACGAUCACCGCACGCGAGCAUUGAAGCUCCUGAACGUACGAUUCGAGAAGAGAUCCGACGGACUUAUAUAUCGCGCGACUUACGUUUACAUCUCAAUGAAUUGUUACUUCACUCAGUGAUAAAAGAUUUACGCGGAAAAAGAAAACGAUUUGUAUUGCAUCAUGACAGGCGAGAUACAUACAGAAGAUCGAUAUCGUAAAUCAGGAGCUUCGAUAAAUCCGAUUGCGAGCAAUUGAGUUCGACAACGUCCUAUUAGCGUUUAAAGCGACGUUAACGUUCUUGCGUUAACGGGCAUUUCGUUGACGGCACGCGACAGAUCACACCAUAGUAGGGGGUCUAAUUAAUCGUUAACGCAACACACGUCUGCCGAUUCGAACGUUCGACGAAGGCGAUUCGCAAAGGUUGUCCGCGGAGACAAAUUUAAAGGUUCGGGAAGAAAAAAUAAAAAUAAAAUAAAAAGUGACACUGAAUUUGUCGAGCGCGCGGAUAAGCGGACAUCGAUUUAAAAUUUAAGCGUAACUUUAAAAAACAGCAGAAACACUUCGAAAAUGUUCCUCGGAACACAAGCCUCGUCUUAUGGAUUCGCAUUUUCUCUGUGCACCUUAAGCGCUUUAGGGUUAACGAAAAUAAAACCAAAAAAAAAAAAGGAAAAAAACUUUCACGAAUCCACGAGAUGAUGCCGAGGAAAGUGAAAAGAGAGUGACAGAGAGUGAGUGCGAUAGAACAGAGCGCAAGUUUCACAUGCAUGAGCGAGAGAAUGUCAGCGAGAAUGAGAAAGAGAGCUAGAAUACGAGCGAAAGCGAGAUAAUAAAAAAAAAAAAUAAAAAAAUAAAAAUCAAUGUUAAACCCAUCAAUACCCAGAUUCGCAAUUUUCUGGGAGACAAAAAUCUUCGUUGACCGCCAUUUCUACGUAUAAGUUCGGUCUAUCUGUUAUUUCGGAAGC
Messenger RNA from Pseudomyrmex gracilis, 8395 nucleotides. RefSeq names its product neurotrimin-like. The transcript is spliced from 5 exons. Gene Ontology annotation, cellular component: neuron projection membrane. Lineage: Eukaryota; Metazoa; Arthropoda; Insecta; Hymenoptera; Formicidae. The record is from RefSeq and is a predicted model, not a curated record. Gene Ontology annotation, biological process: synapse organization. The coding region runs from base 760 to 1671 and encodes 303 amino acids.